This is a messenger RNA of Aspergillus oryzae RIB40, 1128 nucleotides long. RefSeq lists its product as uncharacterized. The record is from RefSeq and is a predicted model, not a curated record. Bases 1 to 1128 code for a protein of 375 amino acids. NCBI's taxonomy places the organism in Eukaryota, Fungi, Ascomycota, Eurotiomycetes, Eurotiales, Aspergillaceae. The transcript is spliced from 2 exons.
AUGAAGUCGGCCCAAUAUGUUCCUCAACUCGUCGCAAGCCUCUCUCCUACGCCUACAAUAGAGAUCCGUCUAACCAGUAAACAAACAGUCUUCACAACCGGCGAAACACUCCAGGGCGAACUGGUCCUUUACCGAAGAAAUGCUCCCCAAAGCGCUCGCGUCUCCAUAACAUUGAUUGGAAGAACAUCAACAACUGUAACCAAGACCACGCCCUUCCCCAACAGUGGCAGUAUAGUGGACUACACCUUUCUCCAAAUGCACCACAUUGAAACCCAGGGAUCAUGCCAUGAUUAUCGCAUCUUCCCUUUCUCAUUUCUCAUCCCUGGUGCUCUUCCAUCCGACCCAUGCUUUGAGCAUAUUCCGCCUGGAACGGCUGCUCAUCAUGGAAAGAAUCAUCUCCAGUUACCCCCGAGCGUGGACUAUAACUCGGAUAAAUACUGUCCUGAGAUGUGCAAUAUUAUCUACUACGUCCAUGCCGAGGUCGACAUCGGCAAUCAGCGGCUUCAUGCCACACGGCAGAUCCAGCUCCUCCCUCUGUACCCUGAACAGCCACCUCGUCUGUGGCCAGAGGGGGAAGGUAGUGAGAUCCAGAUGGCCGAUUCAACAGGGCUUCGGACGAGUCUCCUGGGUGCGAAAACGGGGCACGUCACGGUGCGUGCGCGAGAGGCAAAGCCGCUCUACCUACCUCCGGAUCAACGUCAUGGAUCAACUAUGGCUCCUAUCCGCUUCGAUCUCAGUCUUGAAAGCGUCCUUCCGGAGCCCACUUUGCCAGACAGUUGUCAGGUAAAGGUCACUUUGGAGGCUGUGACGUAUUUUACUUUGCUGCCAAUGGACCAACUGCCGAACUGGCAGAGCACAGUUAACGGACAAGGACAGUUUUUUCGGGCGAGUGUGUGCUCGUGGAAGAAUAAGUCCGUUGGUCUGCAGUGGAUUGAGAAAGCAGACUACUCUCACACUACUAGUAUUGUCGUGCCAAUACCGGUAUCUGGCGAUGUGGCUAUCGUCCCGACCUUCCGCCACUGUUAUGUAGCCAGGGAAUAUUUUGCGAAAGUUGAAGUGACAGUGGGUUAUUCAAGGACGUUGCGAGUGAAAGUGCCCAUUCAGAUCUAUAAUUCACUCGAAUGUUAA